This is a messenger RNA of Venustampulla echinocandica, 558 nucleotides long. RefSeq lists its product as uncharacterized. The coding region runs from base 1 to 558 and encodes 185 amino acids. The record is from RefSeq and is a predicted model, not a curated record. The transcript is spliced from 2 exons. Lineage: Eukaryota; Fungi; Ascomycota; Leotiomycetes; Helotiales; Pleuroascaceae.
AUGGAGUUAUACGUCAAGAUUCUAGCAAUAGGCGGAGCAUUAUGGUUCUCACGGAUUCUAUUAAGCAUCUGGCGGUUCAUCUAUAUAUACGCGCGCCCCUCCUCCCUCCCACGGUACCACCACCACAGCAAGGAAACCGGCUCUCCGCCCUGGGCAAUCGUCACCGGCGCCAGCGACGGCAUUGGGAAAGGAUGCAUCGACAUCUGGGGCAGAAAGCACGCUGCAGAUGAGCCGCGCGCUGGAGGUGCUGAAGGACUUGCAUAUCACGGUGCUGGUCAACAAUGUGGGCACGGGAACAAGACCUACAGGCCAUGUGUUCUCCAGCUACUCGAAAGAUAUGCCGGCGGAUAUCGACUGGCUGAUCAACACGAAUGCGCGGUUUCCCGCGCAGCUUACUCGUGCGCUGUUGCCGCUGUUGCUGGCGCACGGGGGACCCGCGCUGGUGUUUACAACGUGCUCGAUUACGGAGAUAGGGAGUCCGUAUUUGGCGAUCUACAGCGCGACGAAGGCGUUCAUGGCGACGUUUUCGAGGUCGUUGACGAGGGAGAUGCGCGCUGA